This is a messenger RNA of Cantharellus anzutake, 1362 nucleotides long. RefSeq lists its product as uncharacterized. Bases 1 to 1362 code for a protein of 453 amino acids. The record is from RefSeq and is a predicted model, not a curated record. The transcript has 4 exons. NCBI's taxonomy places the organism in Eukaryota, Fungi, Basidiomycota, Agaricomycetes, Cantharellales, Hydnaceae. Gene Ontology annotation, biological process: lipid metabolic process.
AUGGCAUCUGGUUUCAUCGAUCACCCUCUAGCGCGACGCGCCGAUGAGGUUGUGGUCCAGACAUUUCGACAUUUCGUACCCCACCCAGAAGAUCGAAUGCCUAUCACUCGCAAGAGCUGGGUCAGUUCGGUCAUCCUACUCUGGAUCCUCGGGUGCCUCGCACGAAGGCCAAACACUUAUUGGAUAAGAUUGGCUUUCUUUCCGGUUGUUUUCCUUUCAUGCGUGCAUGUUGGCUUUGCGCAUAGAAAACGACUUCCAGGAACGGACGAGAGCGAUUACGCUUGGGGUCACAUUUGGCUUACCUGUGCCUUCCGAGCCAUUGACUUGGGUUUAUACAAGCGCAAGGGUGAACUCAGAAUAGGCGAAGUUGAGCCUGGAAAGCUCAAGACGUCCGCCAAUGGCCAUAAAUCUAACGGUAUCCACCCUUCUGCGAAUGGAAACGGUCACAGCAAGGUUCAUGCUGAACAAACCAAUUCAAAUCCGUCGCUUUGGAGAACACUGUUGGAAGGAUUAGCGGUAAUUCUCAACCAGCGUGGUAUUGGAUGGGAAGAUGGAAAGGACAUUUAUUUGAAGCCAGAGUCCCGAGACACCGGGCGCAGGUGGAAAUGGUUGCUCCAAACGUCAUGGAAAUCCGUCCAGUGUUUCCUCUUUCUCGAUUUUUUGGACUCUACCUUCAAACUUCUCCCUGGCUUCGACAAGCCACGGGGUGCUACCAUCUUCGCUUUCGGAAGAAAUCCAAUUGAGAAGUAUUUCAUCUCUUGUGUCCUUUCCUUCAUGACAGGGCUCAGUAUCAUUAGGCUGUUCGGCCUCUUGUAUCACAUUUGUUCAUUGGUGGGCGUUGGACUCUUAUUCCACCCCCCAGCCUCCUGGCCACCUCUUUUUGAUAACCCUUGUUCAAGGACAUCCAUGCACGAUUUCUGGUCCAGGGGAUGGCAUCAAUUCCUUCGUAGAGCCGUCCUUGUCUUGGGUCGCCCUCUCGAGUCUCUCUUCGGUUUCCCUGGUUUAGUGAUCGGUUCGUUUAUUACUUCAGGAUUCUACCAUUCCUGGGGGUUGUACACGGCUGCAGGGGGGCCAGAUUAUCAAAACUUGAUAUACUUUACAGUGCAGCCUUUGGCAUUUUUGUUCGAGCGAUUGUACAGGCGCAUCACCGGCCGAAGGUUAGGCGGGUUUCUUGGAGGGGUUUGGGUGUAUCUCUGGAUUGUGGUCGGAGCACAAUGGUGCAUUAAUGCUUGGCACGCUCGUGGGUACCUGAAGGGGAUAUUGAUACCGCCGCGCCUCAGUCCUACCCAACGAAUCCUGUUCCCCGCUUUGACACCACUAGCGCCGUAUCUUCGGCCAUUUUUCUACGUCGAUUCAGCCUGA